AUGACAAAUGGCGGCCAGAAACACAAGUCGUCGGCGGCAUUCCACUUCGCAGCCGGCUUGGGCUCCGGCGUGACGAGCGCUUUCCUCCUGCAACCCGCCGACCUCCUCAAAACUCGCGUCCAACAAUCCUCCGGCGCAUCACUCUCAGUCGCACUCAAGAACAUCCUCGCUGGCCCCUCACCGAUACGAUCACUAUGGCGCGGCACCACACCCUCAGUCAUCCGAACAGGCGCAGGCUCGGCUUUGUACUUUGGCAUGCUGAACCAAUUGCGACGGGCGACAUCAACGACGACAUUAGGCGCGGAUGGAAAGUCAAAAACACGUCUCAGUAAUACUGCGAAUCUGGCUACAGGCGCUGCUGCAAGAGCAUUGGCUGGCUUCGUCAUGAGUCCAGUCACGGUUCUGAAGGUGAGGUACGAGAGCAGUCUGUACGCCUAUACCUCGUUAGCCUCAGCCGCAAAAGAUAUUUUCAAGACAACCGGAGCAAAAGGAUUCUUUGCGGGCUUUGGGGCAACGGCUAUCAGGGAUGCUCCGUAUGCUGGUCUCUACGUUCUUUUCUACGAACAAAGCAAGGUCUCGUUGUUCGGCCAUUUGAACAUCGCUGCACCGCUUGCGAACUUUGGUUCUGGAGUCCUAGCUGCCGCCACGGCGACGGCUGUCACAAACCCCUUCGACGCCGUCAAGACAAGGUUGCAGCUGCAGCCUGAGAGAUACAAGAAUGCAAUCAGCGCCGCGAAAAAGAUGAUUACCGAAGAAGGUGCUAUGUGUCUAUUCGAUGGACUAGGCAUCAGAAUGGCCAGGAAAGCCAUUAGCUCUGCAUUGGCAUGGACGGUGUAUGAAGAGUUGAUCCGUAGGGCAGAGGACAAGAUCGUCACGUAG
This is a messenger RNA of Aureobasidium namibiae CBS 147.97, 879 nucleotides long. Its product is annotated as mitochondrial carrier. Lineage: Eukaryota; Fungi; Ascomycota; Dothideomycetes; Dothideales; Saccotheciaceae. The transcript is spliced from 2 exons. Gene Ontology annotation, molecular function: glycine transmembrane transporter activity. Gene Ontology annotation, biological process: glycine import into mitochondrion. Bases 1 to 879 code for a protein of 292 amino acids. Gene Ontology annotation, cellular component: mitochondrial inner membrane; mitochondrion. The record is from RefSeq and is a predicted model, not a curated record.